AUGCUGGUUAAUCUUCUCAACCUUCCUAAUAUGGCAAUUCGAGGCACCUUCAGCUCAUCUCAGGAUGCCUUCACCAUAAAUCUCAUUCCCCUCCUUCCAAGCAUUGCCACAAAGAUUCAAGAUUUCAGAAUGGUUUCCUUUUCCAAGAUUUGCUUCGCCGCAGUUUCUGCUGGCAGCGUCCUUUCUGCGCCUGCACCUCAUGGGCCUCUUACCAAGUUUGGCGAAUUGAAGAAGCUCCCCUCUAGCUGGGUUGCCGUUGGUGCUGCCGACAGCAAUGCUAUUAUCAAGGCUCAGAUUGGUAUCAACCCCAACUACGGCAAGUGGCUCUCCAAGGAGGAUGUUGACAAGUACACUGCUCCCGCUGAAGCCGAUGUCGCUGCCGUCAAGGCCUGGCUCGCCAGCUCCGGCAUCACCGAUAUCACCAUGCCCACCAAUGACUGGCUGGAGUUUUCCGUUCCCGUCUCCAAGAUGGAGUCCCUCCUCGGAAGCAAGUACGAGUGGUUCGUUCACCUCGAGACUGGCGAAAAGGUACCCCGUACCAAGGAGUUUUCGGUUCCCCAGAACCUUCAUAGCCUGAUUGAUGUUGUGACACCCACCACUGUUCUCUACCACAACAUCAAUCCUCACACCCACGACAGUGGGCUUUCUGCCGCUGCUGACAGCGCCACCAGCCCUGCCUCCAUCAAGUCGGCUUACAACGUCGACUACAAGGGCACCGGCAACACCCUCGUUGCCUCUACCGGAUUUCUUGGUGUUGGUGCUUCCCAUGCUGACUAUCUCAACUUUGGCCGUCAGUUUUCUCCCGGUCUAAAGGACUUCAAGGAUGUCAGCGUCAACGGCGGCAGCAACAGCGGCGACGGCAGCGCCCUCGAGGGUAACCUAGACACCCAGUACAUAGGUGCCCUGGCCUUUCCCAACCCCAGCGAGUACCUUGCCCACGCCCCCGAGGGCAGCGACAACGACUCCUUUGACGAUGCCUUGACUGCCUUUGGCAAUUACCUCAACUCGGCUAGCAACCCGCCUUCUGCCGUCUCCACCAGCUACGGUGGUGAGGAGGAUGGAGUCGAUGCUGGCUAUCUUGACCGCAUCUGCAACGAGUUCAUGAAGGCCGGCUCCCGCGGUGUCUCCAUAUUCUUUUCCUCUGGAGACAAUGGCGUUGGCGGCAACGGCGAAUCCAGCUGCCAGAACGGCUACUACCCUACGUGGCCGGCUUCGUGCCCCUACGUCACUACGGUCGGUGGUACCGAGUUUGACGCAUCUGGUCGCGAAGUUGUCGCCAACUUCCAGCAGUACAGCCCAAACAUCACAUCCCCCGGUGGCGGCUACUCCAACCACUUCCCUGCCCCUAGCUACAACAAGGGCGUCACCACUGCCUACGCCAAUAGCCUCAGCACCGCCCAGCAGCAGCGCCUUAAUGCUAACGGCCGUGGUUACCCCGACAUCUCCCUCGUCAGCGUCAAGUUCCAGAUCAACGUCAACGGCAAGGUUGGCCAGGUCGUGGGCACCUCUGCCUCGAGCCCCAGUGUUGCCGGCCUUGUCGGUCUCCUCAACGACUACCGUAAGAGCCAGGGCAAGUCCAGCCUCGGCUUCAUCAACCCCCUCCUCUACUCUGACAAGGUCAAUGCCGCCCUUCGCGAUGUUACCUCUGGGGCCAACUUUGGUUGCGACAGCAAAGGUUUUCCCGCCAAACCGGGCUGGGACGCUGCCUCGGGCCUUGGAUCUUUUGACUUUGGCAAGCUCCGUGCCCUCAUCUAG
Messenger RNA from Beauveria bassiana ARSEF 2860, 1755 nucleotides. Its product is annotated as family S53 protease. The transcript is spliced from 4 exons. Gene Ontology annotation, biological process: proteolysis. Bases 1 to 1755 code for a protein of 584 amino acids. Gene Ontology annotation, molecular function: tripeptidyl-peptidase activity; serine-type endopeptidase activity. Lineage: Eukaryota; Fungi; Ascomycota; Sordariomycetes; Hypocreales; Cordycipitaceae. The record is from RefSeq and is a predicted model, not a curated record.